Capronia epimyces CBS 606.96 is the source of this 1665-nucleotide messenger RNA. RefSeq names its product glucose 1-dehydrogenase. The record is from RefSeq and is a predicted model, not a curated record. Bases 1 to 1665 code for a protein of 554 amino acids. The transcript has a single exon. NCBI's taxonomy places the organism in Eukaryota, Fungi, Ascomycota, Eurotiomycetes, Chaetothyriales, Herpotrichiellaceae. Gene Ontology annotation, biological process: carbohydrate metabolic process. Gene Ontology annotation, molecular function: hydrolase activity, acting on carbon-nitrogen (but not peptide) bonds.
AUGGGGAUUCUGCCUGCUCGCAAGGCGGUUGCCUUCUCGGUGCAGAAAGGACAAACCGUCAAGAUCAUCAACACUCAUGGCAAGCAAGUGGUGGAUUUCUGGGCGUUCAAUCCCCAUGAUGCCAACGACUUCCUCUCCAUGGUGCAUACGCGCACCAUCCUACUGAAAGUGGCCAUCUCGCCGGGCGACCAGCUGUAUAGCACUCGCAGAAAGCCCAUGCUGACCGUGGUCGAGGACACCACCCGCGGCGUGCACGACUUGAUGUGGUCAGCCUGCGAUGCCGAGCGAUAUCGAAUGCAGGGCGUGGCAGGCUAUCACGACAACUGCACGGACAACAUGCACGCCGCAUUGAAAGAGCACUUCCCGCACUUUGGCAUUGCCCACGACUGGGUUCCCGACCCGUUGAAUCUCUUCAUGAACGUGGCCAUCGACCAUCGCUCCAACCUGACAAUUCGGCCUCCAACCAGUGAAAAGGGCGAAUAUGUAUCCUUGGAAGCGCAGGCCGAUCUGAUUGUGGUCAUGAGCGCCUGUCCGCAAGACAUCGACCCCGUCAACGCGGGAAUGCCGACCGACUGCGAAUACCAGGUGUCAGGUCCAGGUCUAGGAUCAGGCGAGCAGCCAGUACCAUCGCCAACAUCAAGCCUGGCCAUUUACCCCCGCCGCCGCAAGGUCAAGAUUGCCCUCUCGUUCGACUUCGACGCUGUGUCUCACUGGCUUGGGACGGGCUGUCAUCCCGACAACAACAUGGCCGACUACAGCUCGGGCAUUUUUGCCGGGCAGGUUGGAGCCCUCCGCUUGCUCGACGUCUUGACGAAGCACGGCAUCGCAGACAAGGUGACCUGGUUCAUCCCCGGCCACACCAUCGAAACCUUUCCCGACACGGUGCGAAAGGUGGUGCAGUCGGGCGCCGAAAUUGGCCUUCAUGGAUACUCGCACGAGGGCAUCUAUCAGAUGACGGAAGAGCAAGAACGAGACGUGCUACUCAAAUGUAUCGACGUCGCCACCAAGCUGGUCGGGAAGCCGCCACGCGGCUACCGAGCCCCCAUGUACACCAUCAGAGAAACCACGGUGCAACUACUUCGGCAGCACCAGUUUCUCUACGACACUUCUCUGAUGCAUCAUGAUUCACAGCCUUAUUUCACUCCCAGCGACCCACCGAUCAAGACCAUCGAUUUCUCGCAGCCGGCAUCGUCCUGGUUGCAGCCGACGCCGAUUGCGUCGCAGGCUUAUCCGGAAGGGUUACACCCUCUCGUCGAGAUCCCCUGCGGCUGGUACAAUGAGGACAUGAUGCCGUUGCAGUAUCUUCCCCAUCUUGCCAAUAGCAUGGGCUAUGUAUCCACUCGCGUGGUGGAACAAAUGUGGAAGGACAAAUUUCUGUGGCUCUGGGAGAACUCUCCUGAGGGCAGUGGCGCUGGCUCCGGCUCCAGCUCCAUCGACUUUGUCUUUCCUAUACUGAUGCAUCCCGAUACCAGCGGUAUGGCACAUGUGAUUGGAAUGGCUGAGCGCGUUGUCCAGUGGUUGAAAAGCUUCGGCGACAACGUCGAGUUCUGCACACAUGAAACCAUAGCAAGCCUGUGGUUGGCCGAACAGAAGAAAACGGCCGGAAAAGAAGUAGCAGGAGGUUGCUUGCCUAUAGGUAGCCCUCUAGAUAUCCGUCGAUCAUAA